AUGGGCAUCCCCAAGUACCACAAGUGGCUCACGCAGCGAUAUCCCGAUGCAUUUGCCGAGGCAAGCGAAGAGAGUGCCGAUCACGUGUACGUGGACAUCAACACGUUGCUGCACGAUUGCAUGCGUCAUGCUUCAAGCGAGGAGGGCUUCUAUCAGCAUCUCUUCCGCAAGCUCGACGCCCUUUUCCGAAUUGUAGUGCCCUGGAAGAGUGUCUUCCUGGCAGUAGACGGACCCGCGUCCUGCGCGAAGUGUCUGACCCAGCGUCAACGGCGCAGGGCUCAUGCUCAAAAAGACGCCAGGAGCUCGAAAGGGACAGGCAGAGGCAAAGGUGGCAGAGGGAAGCGAGGAAAGUGGGAUGGCGGCCGUGGCAUGUCAUCGGAGCAGCUGUCGAACAACAUGCUAACGCCAGGUGUGCCGUUCAUGACGAAAUUGACCAGCGCCCUUGAGUAUUAUGCAGCGAGCCGGAUGGCCGGUAAUGGGUGCUUUGCCAGCUGUGAGGCAGUCACUGUUAGUGGAGCGCAGGCUAUCGGGGAGGGUGAGCACAAGAUUGUUUCCCAGAUGCUGCGCAACGCGGGCACGGCCUCCCAGGAGUCUCACGUCAUCUCGAGCGGUGAUGCGGAUAUCUUCUUGCUCUCGCUGGUGCAAAGUGCAUGCCGGCAAGUGCGGGUUGUUUCGGACCGGCAGGAUUCGAGUGCCCAAGGCAAGGAAGGCCAUUGGGGCGGGAAGAGGCGCCGGGGCACGCUGCAGAUCUGGAAUGCCGAGGUGCUUGCCAGGUACAUACACAAAGAGCUCUCACGCCCAGGCGCGCCUCGCACUUCACCAGAUGAGGCAGCCUUGCGCCGGGACUUUGCUCUGGUGUCCCUGCUUGCCGGGAACGAUUACUUGCCGGAACUGAAGUGCAGCCUAAAUCCCCAGCAGCUUUGGGAGCAGUAUUUAGCUUUGAGGCGGAAGAAGUUCCCUUCAACAUCGCUUCUGCAAAGCUCGCUCUCGGAGGAGGGUCUGCCGCUCUCGCAUCAGGAGGGCGGUUGGGCGCUUUCAGUAGGGGAAACUGGGGCCGCUUUUGCCGUUGAGCCUUAUGAGCAUUUCUCAUUCAACUUGUCGUUCUUGUCCAAGUUUAUGACAGUUGCAGCAGGGGGAUCGGCAGCGCCAUCAACACUUGAUGGUAGAGCGUCGGAGGGUGUGCGAAGAUAUUUGGAGGGAUUGCUGUGGAUUCUGGAGAUGUACCACCAUGGCUAUUGCGGGGACUUCUACUUCGUGCUAGAGAAGAGCUUGCACAGCUUUGCGAGCGCUCGGCUGAUCACGCAGUUUCUCCCGUCCCUGAAGCCCAAAGAGGCGCCCUUGGCUCCGCCAAGGUCGGAGUUCCAGCCCAUGCGGCCGAUCUCCUGUGCCAUCUGCAUCCUUCCGGUUCAGAACGCGGAGCAGUACCUGUGCCCUGCUGCGCCGAUGCUGGAGCCCAUGUUCGGGGUGGAGCACCCCCUUUUGGGCUCUGUGAAUUCCAUCGAGCGAUGCGAGGCCUUGAAGGAUUGCAAGCAGAAGACUGCUUCGCUCCAGCAGGAGAUGAUGAGCCUCCGGGCACAGGGCUUGGACGACCGGAGUGUAAAGGCAAAGUUGACUGCCGCCCAGCAAGAGAUGGAGAAGAUAAAGCAGGGAGGAAGUGACAUCGACGUGGUCCCUCUCUGGGAGGUAGAUGCUGAGGUCGCGGAGCGCUGUGCUAGCGAGCUCCUGCCGGAGCUGGAGUUCCGCCCCGACGUGACGUUGCUGCGCGAUGCCGCCGGCGAGCCCUUCACUCUGGAGGCACCUGUGCGCGGCAUGAGGCCUGCGCAUUGCGAGGGGCUUGUCUACGUCACCGGUGAAUGGCCCCAAGUCGCGACAGAGACAGAUGAACCGCCCGGGCCAGAAGAAAUUCUCAUCGACGUUGAUGAAGCUGAAGAGGCCGAAGAGGCCGAAGAGGCUGAAGGGGCUGAAGAGGCCGAGUGUGAUGUGGGCGAAGAGUUGUUGGAGGAAUCCGUGGCCGAGGGGGAGUUCGAGGCCACAGAGGAAGCCUUCAGCUUCCAAGUCGGAGACACAGUGAAGGCAUACUGGCCUGAAGAUGAGGAGUACUUGCCGGCCAUGAUCAUCGGGGCGCAUGAGGACGGGUCCUUCCAGAUUGCCUGGGAUGCAGACGGAUCUGAGAGCCACGUUCAAGCUGACUACCUCCGCAGAGACGUCGCAGAGUCCCUCGAGCCUGAAGAGCCAAAGGCCAAGCGGGCACGCUACUCAGCUCCUUGA
Messenger RNA from Symbiodinium sp. CCMP2592, 2268 nucleotides. Lineage: Eukaryota; Dinophyceae; Suessiales; Symbiodiniaceae. The record is from the annotation of a GenBank genome assembly.